GCACCAUGCAGUGUAAUACACGAGUGUCUGUAAUGACAAAUAAAAAGACCAGAUGAGGGAAGGGCUUUGGGCUGUUACAUAAUCCAAGUGUACUAUAAGGGAAGUGUGUCAGAGUGAAACAGUUUGAGGAAAAGGAAACGGAGUUGCAAACUUGGACAAACUUGCAUCUAACUACAUCAUGGAAGGACCUGAUUUUUCUGCAAUAACCAGCCGACCAGAAUUGAUUGAAUUUGAAGGCAUCACUAUGAUUCAUUACUUCACUGAUGACUGGGAAAAUCUUCAGAAAUUCCAGGCAAGACCAGACGACAUCCUCAUUGCUACUUACCCCAAAGCAGGCACCACCUGGGUUUCCUACAUCUUAGACCUACUAUAUUUUGGCAAUACAGCACCAGAGCGUCAGUCCUCCAUGCCCAUCUUCUUGCGAGUGCCUUUCCUUGAGGCGGUUUUUCCAAAUAUGCCUACAGGGGUUGAACUAACAAAUAAUUUACCCACCACACCACGACUCAUCAAAACUCAUCUACCUGUCCAGUUGGUGCCCAAGUCCUUCUGGGAACAGAACUGCAAGGUUGUCUAUGUAGCUCGUAACGCUAAAGACAAUGCUGUGUCUUAUUUCCACUUUGAGCGCAUGAAUCAAAUCCAACCCGAGCCGGGAGAUUGGAACAGUUAUCUACAAAUGUUCAUGGAUGGAAAGAAGGUGUUUGGACCUUGGUAUGAUCAUGUGUGUGGCUACUGGGAGAAGAAGCAGACCUACUCUAAUCUUCACUACAUGUUCUUCGAGGAUAUGGUGGAGAACACUGAUCGUGAGGUGGAGCGUCUUUGCUCUUUCCUCGGUUUAUCUACACCAACAGAUGAGAGGGAGAAAAUUACCAAAAAUACCCACUUUGACGCCAUGAAGCAAAACAAGAUGACCAACUACUCCACACUCACGGUUAUGGAUUUUUCCAUCUCGCCGUUUAUGCGCAAAGGUAAAGUCGGUGACUGGAAGAAUCACUUCACAGUGGCCCAGAAUGAGCAGUUUGAUGAACACUACAAAGAAAAGAUGAAGAACACAACUUUAAAAUUUCGAACGCAGAUUUAGGAUGGCAUGAAAACCUCAUUCUUUUUAACAUGUACUAUUUUUUAUUCAGUUUGCUUACAGGUAAGUUAAGCAGCAAAAACCGAAAGGGAACCAUAUGAACAAAAUCAGAUAUGUUAUCAAUUUGUAGCUUGGAAAACUCAAAAAUAUCCCUAUUUGUUUCUGUAGCUCUUUGUUUAUAAUAAACUUCAUCAUAUAAAAAGGCAGGUGCAGUUAUGUAACAGCAUUCUCCUAGAUACAUUAUAGCUGUAGAUCAGUACUGAUUUUUCGAAUCUGUUGAUGCAUAUUACACACCACAUGGAUUGAUUUUCUCAAUUGCCAAGUCUUGGCCUUGACACUGAGAGUGACAUGAUAAAAACUGUAACUGUUCUCUCUUCUCUACAGAGUUUAUAUAAUAAAUGUUUGGGCUUUGG
This is a messenger RNA of Hemibagrus wyckioides, 1488 nucleotides long. Its product is annotated as cytosolic sulfotransferase 3-like. Bases 179 to 1078 code for a protein of 299 amino acids. The record is from RefSeq and is a predicted model, not a curated record. Gene Ontology annotation, molecular function: sulfotransferase activity. The transcript is spliced from 8 exons. NCBI's taxonomy places the organism in Eukaryota, Metazoa, Chordata, Actinopteri, Siluriformes, Bagridae. Gene Ontology annotation, cellular component: cytoplasm. Gene Ontology annotation, biological process: sulfation.